Molecule: messenger RNA, 4150 nt
Organism: Cygnus atratus (black swan)
Lineage: Eukaryota; Metazoa; Chordata; Aves; Anseriformes; Anatidae
Product: mas-related G-protein coupled receptor member A2-like
Exons: 2
Coding region: 159-1148 (329 amino acids)
Biological process (GO): G protein-coupled receptor signaling pathway
Cellular component (GO): membrane
Molecular function (GO): G protein-coupled receptor activity
Source: RefSeq, a predicted model, not a curated record
UAAUUCCAGGAAACCUCAUGAGAAGAUCCUGUCACAGGACAGCAGCUGGCAAGCAAGAGGUAACGUGAGUCUGCAGCACGUCUGCUCCAGUGAAGGUCUCCAGGCUGCGACAGAAAAGAAGCUGCGCAAGGGGAAGGCGAAGCGGCAGAUAUUUCGCAAUGAACAUGCUGUUUCCCAGCACAGGAAGAGACAGCCCUGCUUGCUGGAGCUGGCCCAGUGGGAUGGUGCAUGAUGGGGCUUGGCAGCGUGGGCUGAUGGGGCAGGCUGCCUCACAUGAGGAAGACUACAACUGGACUGACUGUGAAGCCGACAGUUUGAGCGAAGUCCCUGCUGCGCUGCUCAUCUGCCUCUGCGGGCUGGUGGGCAAUGGGGCUGUCCUCUGGCUCCUCGGCUCCCACAUCUGCAGGAACCCCAUCACUGUCUAUGUCUUCAACUUGGCCAUCGCUGACUUCACCUUCCUCCUCUCCAUUGCCAUCGCCCUUGUGAUAUUUUAUGGACCACCGAGCUUUUGUCACAGGCUGGGCUCAUGGGAUGUGAUGGCUAUGUUGAACAUCAUCAUCAUCUUCGUUUUCACCACCAGCGUCUACCUUCUGGCAGCCUUCGGUGCCAGCACGUCCCUGUCUGCCCUUUCCCGGGCCUGCUGGCCCUGCUAUCGCUCCUGGCACUUGCCAGCACUUGUGUGCGCCCUGCUCUGGGCCCUCUCCUUCUUGCUUACCGCGACUCUCUACUUCUCCCCAGUGGCACUUGUCAUCUUCGUCCUGAGCUACCUGUUGUCGGUGCUUAUCCUGAUUCUUUCCAGUCUAACUCUUUUUGCCAAGGUCUUGUGCUGUUCAUGGCAAUAUCCCCUGAGGAAGCUCUGUGUUGUGGUUCUGUUCAUUGUCAUCUCCUUCCUCUUCUUCAAUGCUGACUUUCCUUACUGGCUUUUGCUAAGAUUGUUUGAUUUUUCAGUUCUCUUCUUUGACACUCCUCUCCUGUUUGCCUGUGUGAGCAGCAGUAUCAACCCUGUUAUUUAUUUCCUGGCAGGGAGCUGUACAAAGAAGUUCCCUAUCUCUGCUAGGCUGGCUUGUCAGAGGGCUUUUGAAGACAUCAUAGAGCCUGAAAACAGAAGCGAAACUCCCAGAGAAGGCUCAGUGGAAGUAGAUGUUUAACCCUCUCCAGUCCCUCCCUGGGAGGAGAUGCUCUAGGGAUGGAGGUGUCCCGUGAGACAGGGUGAGGCAAGAACAAUGGCUUUGGUGGUGUGCAGAACUAGCUGCAAGACAACAAAGUGUGCUGGGCAGCACAGGAACCUAUGCUUGGGGUUGGCGCUGGGCAGGUGGUGAAACACCCAUCAAAACCUUUUACUUUGAAAUCUUUGCUUUGAAUCUGUCCUAUCUAACAGGCCUGAGCCAUUCCUUCUUCAAAAGUGAGCUUGCUCUAGCCAGUGUGCUAUUAAAGCAAAGCCAUGGAGGCUCUUAGCUCCUGCUGGUGCUUUGUUUUGGUGUGUCUGCUGAAGAGCUGAGAGCUUCUGGAUGCAAGAGUCUGGCAAAGCAGGGCAGAAUAAUGCCUGGGCAAAGCUUUGUGUGUGCACCCCUAGCGGGUGUGGAUACAUGCAAAGACUAUGCAAAGAACUCCCAUUCAGCUUUGUGAACAGGGAAGUAGGCAUGUGUGUGAGAUCAUCCCCAGAAGGCUUUCCCCAAAAUGCAAUGCUUCUUCUGGCAGCAAGGCUGCAAAUUGAGUUUUGUCCAUGCCUCAUGUGGGCCGUCUGCACGCAAUGGUUUGGACUGGAACUGGCUCUUGCAGUCCUUCCCGCUCUCCUCUGGGCUGUCAGAUGGUUAGCCUGAGCCAUUUUGCAACCACAACCUGAGGACUGUAUCCACUUCUGGUGUGUCUGGUCCUUCUCCAGAAAAACAAGAGGAGUAGCAUUAGGAUCAAAAACAAACUGAAAAGGACAGUUCUGCUUGGAGACUCUGUGAAGUCUGGAUUUUCAGUGUGACAGAGGAUACUGGGAGAUGGAAGGAAAACAAUUAACUUUUUAUGGAAACGACCCUGCUGAAGCUGUGAGAACUGAAUCCUGGUAGCAGGGACCGUCCAGGUGAAAGGGGCAGUGGCAGUGCUUCCUUGGCUCCUCUUCCCUUGGGUGCAUUCCUGCCCUCCACAUCUGUCAGCCCGUCCUACGAGGAGCUGGGGUCUGGAAUGAAAAUCGGUCACUUGGUGCUCCCUGUGUGCUCAGCUGUUCCCAGGAAGAGCUUCCAGCUCUAAUGUGGUGGUGGAGCUGAACUGCAGACUUCUUGCAGGCAGCUUCUUCUCUGCUACCUGCAGCAUUCUGGGCAGAUGCUGUUGGCUGCCCAGGGCCCUCGCAACGUGAAUGGGGAGGUCUUGUCACUGCCAACAGCUGCUGCAUCCCAGCUGUUCCAAUGAUGUUCCAGCUGCAGUAGGAUGAGGCACAGCAUGCUUGGGAGGCACCCGUGAUCCCCAUGGACAAACCAGGGGCUUUGGAAUGAAAGGGAAUGAGCAGUGUUGUAGGAAAGACAAGCCAGCCCUUCUCUGGGCUCAGCAGUGACAACCUGUGAAGCAAUGCCUGUGCAUGCAGGGUGCAUGCUCCUGCAGGCUGCUCGAUGCAUCAUACCAGAUCCUCCAUCUCCUCCAGGCAAAAGCUUCAGAACUAAUUAAAGCCUUCUUUUUUUAAAAUCAGGUGCACCUACACUCUCAGCUGUGCUGAGGUGGAGAGAUAUUUGUGUGAGCUGGGGGCUGAGCCAGCUCUGAGGCCCUAUGUGCAGCCACCAAAUAAACAUGAACACCUUCAGAGGUUCAUUCACCACACCUGCAGGAAGACACAGGCUAGAGCAUCUGCUUGCAUCACUGUCUCUUUGAUGAGACUGUGGGACAACACUAGAGAAGCAAACUCGAAAGAGGUGCCCCCUUCUCUCUGGGCCCACUAACUCCACCUUCCAUGUGCACAGCUGGUCACAGGAGCCCUGCCUGGAGCUGAUGAGGUCAAUAUUUAGCAGUAGUGCCUUCCCAUGGGAUUGUCAAUUAAAACACUUCUGCCUUUCCAUGCUGACAGCAGUGUGAACAGCUCCACCUGCUUCAGGGUGCAAACCAAGGGUUCAGGGCUGGAGUUGUCUUGGCACAUGAAAGCCAAGGAUGUGAGGAUGGCCACAUCCCCUCCUGUCAGAUCACUUGCAGCCAUUGUGUGUUUUAAAUUCCUUCCCUGAAGUUGAAACCCUGCAUAAGUUUGAAAAUAAUUAAUUGCAAAAUGGUUCUUGGAAGCUUCCAAACACAUUCUCCACCUACCAAGACUACAUCACCCAUUUCAGGUAGAGAUAGAUGCCAGUCUCCGUAACAGAGACUGACAGAGGGAAAGAGUAAUGGGGGCAGAGAUACCUCUAAGAUAUUCCUAGAGAGAAAGCAUUAGACAGAAGACAGUGUGUGAGACUGAGGUGGGGAGAACAGGCAAAAAAUAAAGGGGAAGUGCCAGAAAAAUUUGGGAAUAAAGACUGGGUAUGCUGGGCCAGCUCUGCCAGCAGCCCUGGAGCCAUGAUCCACACCUUGCACCUGCCCCCCGUGGCACCUGCCCCAGGUGUGUGGGGAAUUGCUGCUGGUGCUGUGCAGGAUCCAUCCCAGUGCAGGACGUGUCCCUGUGCUGGAUGUGUCCCAGUGCUGAAUGUGUCCCAGUGCUGGAUGAGUCACUGCAGCCAGCCAAGUUCCCAGAGCUCCUGUUCCUGCUCAGGGAAACGCACCUGGGUCACCUGGUCCGCGAGGGGGAUUUUGGUGGGGCUGCAUUGCCAGCGAGCCUCUCCUCACCAGUGUGUCCUGCAUGUACCUGAGAGUAGGCGAGAAGGAGGAAUGAGUGAGGGAGAAAAAGAGGACAGCAUCCAGCAGUGCUCUUCCUAAUGCGUGACAGGGCAAUACCCUGUCCAGCCUGGAGCAUGAAGAUUGUUAAAGGGACCUCUCUGUGGAAUCUUUUCAUGUUUUAUUGAAACCAUUGCCAAGUUAGUCUUGUAUUUUCUUUGACCAUAUUUCAGGAAGAAAACAUCACAGGAAGUAUGAAAUGUACAAAAAGAACUAUUAUUAUUAUUAUUAUUAUUAUCAUCAUCAUCAUCAUCAUCAUUAUUUUAAUGUUAUGAAAAAAAGAGUGUUAAAGAUGCUAUAAAGAAAACAGAUAACCAGC